AUGGCUCAGCCUGCGCCCCUGAACCAGAAUCUCCCAGAUCUUGGGGGCCCGUUCUUGUACCGGGACCAGGACGAUGGGGAGAAGAGCUCGUAUUCAGUGGAAACCCCCUACGGCUUCCUCCUGGACCUGGAUUUCCUGAAAUACGUCGAUGACAUUGAAAGCGGCCAAACGCUCAAGAAAGUCCCGCUGCCUCGCAGGGUGAAAGGGGCCCGGCAGCCCCUCAGUGCCCUGCGCAGCCCCAGCAGCCAUACCAGUGCCUGGACCUCCACAGAGUCCCUCACCUCCACAGCCAGCGAGGAGGGCAGGACCGCGCUGCUGCUGUCCCCACAUGGCCGGGGACCCCUCGAGCCCCCGAGCAAGCCAACCUCCCACCCUGUACCGCCGCCGUUGCGGCUGCUCCCACCUCCCACCCGCAAGUGCCUUGUGCGAAACCUGCGGGUGGAGAAGACCUUGCUGGAGACAAGCAGGAGGCUGGAGGAGGAGCAGGGCCAUUUGCAGGAUAUUGGUGGUCUGUCCCGUGGUGGCCCACUGGGUGCCCCAAGUCAACCACACCCCUGGGUGCCGGUGGGCGCCGAGGUCCAAGCGGGCUGGGGACAGGCGAGCCCUGGUAGCUCGGGACGCAGCACGCCAGCGGCGGGGCUCAGUGCUGCCCCACUGCAGCUCGUGCGGGAGCAGAUGGCCGCAGCCCUGCGGCAGCUCCGAGACCUGGAGGAGCAGGUGAAAACCAUCCCCCUCCUGGAGACACAGAUCUGCAAGCUGAAGAGUGAGAAGGCGAAGCUGAUGGAGAAGCUGGCAGCAGAACCCACUGAGGCUUUCGGUCACUCCCCUGGCUCCGAAGCAGUGUCAGGGGGCGAGGAGCUGCCCCGAGCGGGGCUGGAGAGCGAAGCAGAACCGGCAAAGGGGCGAGUGAGCAAGAUUGUGGAGCUGAGGAAGCUGACAGAGAAGCUGGCGGUGGCGGAGCGGGGCAACAGGGCUUGGCUGGGGAUGAUGCACAGCGGCCAGGACCUGUCCCCAGCACGGGAUGGCGGAGCUGCCCCCGAGCCCUUGGCCGGAGCUUUGAAGUCCAUCAUGAAGAAGCGGGACGGUAUCCCCCGGAGCGAGGCCGAAGGCAGCAAGAAGAGCCUGCAGUUUGUGGGCGUGCUGAACGGGGAGUACGAGAGCACGUCCAGUGAGGAGGAAGAGGAGGAGGAAGACGAAGGAGACAGCUCCUCCGAGAAGGCUUCAGCCGACAGCUCUGACAGUGAGGAGCAGGGGGACACCGAAACCUCAGAUGAGGAGGCUGGGGAAGGUGAGAGCGAGCCAGGACGGGAGCACGAGGGGGCCAGCGUGACCGUCCCAGAGCACCCCGAGGUGAAGGAGAAGUUCGAGCUGAGCCCCAGGAUGCGGGAGGCCUGCCUCAUCGUCAAGACCCACCUGGGCCACCCCGGUGCCACCAAGAGCAAAGAGGUGCUCGCCAGCAGCAGCAUGGUCCUCCAGGAGUGGUUCCGUCUGUCCAGCCAGAAGUCGUCCAUCCCCGACACGGUUGCCAACCACCUCCUGGCCUUUGCCGAGGUCUCGCCAGCUCUCCUGACCCACGUGGUGAACCUGGCAGAUGGGAACGGCAACACGGCCCUGCACUACAGCGUCUCCCACUCCAACUUCCACAUCGUGCGGCUGCUGCUGGACACAGGGGUCUGUAAUGUGGACCACCAGAACAAAGCUGGCUACACAGCUCUCAUGCUGGCAGCGCUGGCGGCCGUCGAGCAGGAAGACGACAUGAACGUGGUCAGGAGGCUCUUCAGCAUGGGCAAUGUCAACGCCAAGGCCAGCCAGGCUGGCCAGACGGCACUGAUGCUGGCUGUCAGCCCCGGCCGGCAAGAGAUGGUGGAAGCCCUGCUCGCCUGCGGAGCCGAUGUGAAUCUGCAGGACGAGGAGGGCUCAACUGCACUGAUGUGCGCCUGUGAGCACGGCCGUGUGGAGACAGUGAAGCUGCUGCUGGCUCAGCCCACCUGCAACAUCUCCAUCGUGGACAGCGAUGGUAACAAUGCCGUUGCCAUCGCACUGGAAGCCGGUCACAGCAACAUCGCUGUGCUCCUCUACGCCCACCUCAACGGCACAAAGGCGCAGGUGCCCCAGGGGACAUCACCAGCAGCCACGAAGAGCCCUGGGAGCCCAAAGAAACCCAAUUAG
Charadrius vociferus (killdeer) is the source of this 2169-nucleotide messenger RNA. RefSeq names its product KN motif and ankyrin repeat domains 3 (gene KANK3). Gene Ontology annotation, molecular function: protein binding. Gene Ontology annotation, biological process: negative regulation of actin filament polymerization. Lineage: Eukaryota; Metazoa; Chordata; Aves; Charadriiformes; Charadriidae. Gene Ontology annotation, cellular component: cytoskeleton; cytoplasm. The record is from RefSeq and is a predicted model, not a curated record.